AGACCAUGGUUCCAUCAAAGAACCUACACGAACGAUGAUGACGCCAACACCGCCAUCCAUUUUAGCGCCGACUCAUUCAACGACAAACUCAUCUUCUAACACAGACUGCGGCCCUCCAAUGAUGCCAGACCAUGCGAUCGCGUCAACAAUCAAUGGGACCGUGUACCAGUCCUUUGUGGAGUUUACCUGUGAGGAAGGAUACACUCUACAAGGAGAUAAUAUAUCAAAGUGUUUGGAAAGUGGAAAGUGGAAAGCGUUCAAUCUUAGUUGUUCAAUAAAUGACUGCGGUCAACCAAAGAUACCCGACCAUGCCCUUAAACUUACAACCAAUGGAACAGUGUUUCAGUCAUUUGCGUCGUUUAGCUGUGACACAGGAUACAAACUUUAUGGAGAUAAUCAUUCUCAGUGUUUGGAGGAUGGCCAGUGGGAGCCAUUCAACUUUAACUGUUCGAAAAAUGACUGUGGUCAUCCAACGCUACCAGAGCAUGCAAGAGUAGACACUUCCAAUGAGACAGUAUAUCAGUCCAUUGCUAUGUUUAGCUGUGAUGCAGGAUACACCCUUCAUGGCGACAAUACUUCUCGUUGUUUGGAAAGUAGUCAAUGGGAGGGGUUCAACUUUACUUGUUCAAUAAAGAAUUGUGGCUCUCCAAAAUUGCCAGACUAUGCGGCCCCGGCAAACCACAACGGAACGAUAUAUCAGUCUUUUGUUCAGUUUAGCUGUGUUAGAGGAUAUACCCUCCAUGGAGAUAACAGUUCUCAGUGUUUGGAAAGUGGCCAGUGGAAAAGAUUCAACUUUAGCUGUAUAAUAAAUGAUUGUGGAUCAACUGUACAUAUAAGUAACGGUCAAACCAACUUUUCAAAUGGUUCAACGUUUUUGUCAGAAAUUUCGUUCCAGUGUGAUACAGGUUAUGACUUGAUCGGAAACGACACAUCGGUGUGUACAGCUGACAAAACUUGGCAACCACCCUUGCCCAUUUGUAAAAUUAAAGAUUGCGGUCAACCCCCUGCCCUGGAGAACGGCAGUGUAAAUGUCACGUCUACAACUUUUAACCACAGCGUCAUUUACUUGUGCCACCCUGGCUAUACAACAGAGAACGCUACAAGGAUCAGCUGUACAUCGGAGGGAGUCUGGGAUAAGAGUCAACCGACGUGCACAGAUGUGGACGAAUGUUCGGGAAGUAACGAGUGUCACUACGGCGCCAAAUGCACCAACCUGAUUGGUACCUACGAGUGCACUUGUGCAGAAGGUUAUACAGACCCGGACGGAAACAGAGGACGGCGUUGUAAAGAUAUUGACGAGUGUGCUUUUGUCGGGGAUUUCUUCUGUAAGAGUAACUGGAACCAGACUCGCUGGUGUACUAACACAGAUGGCAGCUACUACUGUAGCUGUAACCGGGGAUGGACGGGCAGAAAAUGCGAGAAUGAUGUUUAUGAAUGCGACGGUGGAAAUCCAUGUGGUCAGAAUGCGGAUUGCACCAACACAGUCGGGUCUUAUAACUGCAGCUGUCGACCAGGAUAUCCGCAAGGAAACCCUUUCCAUGGAUGUUAUAGUCCUGUACUGCUCACAUUUAACUCAAAGGCCGAGAUAGAUGGUGUACGCGGAGACAACGAGAUACUCCCUCCUGUAAACAUCCCCGGUGGCAGGUUCCCCUACCUCGGACAAUACUUUGAUCUUUUCAGGCCAAGUUUAAACGGAUUUCUAGCACUUAACUAUCCACCGCUAUAUGAAGCCUACGGCGCGGAGAAUUCUACACUGUGGGCCCGAUAUGUCGAUAAUCAUGUGGUAAUUGCCCCUCUCUGGACAAACCUCGACUCAAGGAAUAUUACCGGCGCAGGUGUAUGGGUCCAUAUGUUUUCCAACAGCACUGGAAAUAGGAGUGACAUCCUCAAAAUACAAGAGCAUGUUCGGAAAUAUCCAAACAACAGCGAGUUCAAUGCGAGCGUCGCAUUUGCCGUGACUUGGAAACAUGUCACCAUACAUUCACCAUUCAUGCCCGGAUACAGACUCUACGAGCACCAGAACCUGUCCAUGCAGGCGAUUGUGGUUACUGACGGCCUGUACACAUACCUUCUAUUCAACUACGAUCAGGAGGAGUUCAGCAUCAAACCCGACAGAUACACGCCAGUAGCCGCCGGAUACACUUUCCCUGGAGACUUUACCGGAAAGAUUCUCGCUAACAGAUCCAAUUUCAACGACCUUAAGACAGGUUCAAACUUAGGUAAUCUGACGGGCCAGUGGGUCCACAACGUAACCAAAAUUACUCAGAAUAUGUGGGAUGAAGUGAGAUGCCGAAAGUUUCACGAAAACGAGGCGCUCCGGAAUUGGACGCGGGAACAGCAGGUCAACGCCUACCCCUGUCCCUGCUAUGAGCAAGACAUGAAAGAGGACUACACGUUCAAACAGAACAACUCCAUACACCCAAACAUUGACCAGUAUACCAACUGCUACGAGUCGUGGUUCUUCAAUCCAUAUGAGAUCAGGCAACGGUGCUGCUACAGGUUUGGUGCGCUCGCUUCCAAAUAUCCAGGCGGUAUAGGGGCCGAGUACCAGAACAAAACACUAAACGAUGUUUUGGAGACCGGUUUUCGGCAGUGCUGCUCUGCAACGAACAGCCGGCGGUACUGUCACCUCUACUAUGACAUCAACCCGCCGGACGACUGCUCCAGUUGGUCCCCCGACGACGAGCCGACGGACGGUGUUGUCGGGAAGACAAUAAAAACAGUGACUUCCUUCUUGGGCUUUGAUUAGAAAAUAUACUUUGCCACUGUCACUCUGCCAUUGUUUAUGAUUCAUUGUAUGCAAAUUAUUGUGUAAAUAGUUGCCCGUUUGACAUAACCUUCUGGGCCAUUGUGAUUGCGUUACCAG
Mya arenaria is the source of this 2866-nucleotide messenger RNA. Its product is annotated as sushi, von Willebrand factor type A, EGF and pentraxin domain-containing protein 1-like. Gene Ontology annotation, molecular function: calcium ion binding. The record is from RefSeq and is a predicted model, not a curated record. Gene Ontology annotation, biological process: cell-matrix adhesion. NCBI's taxonomy places the organism in Eukaryota, Metazoa, Mollusca, Bivalvia, Myida, Myidae. The transcript has 16 exons. Bases 35 to 2749 code for a protein of 904 amino acids.